UGGAUUAGGAGAUCAUAAUACACCACCUAUUAUAGUUGACAUUAAAACUUUUGAUGAUGGAACAAUUCUCGUUCAUAUUAUACGAAAUGAAUCAACACAAAUAGAAGAAUGCUCAAAAAUUGGUGGAAUAAGUUUAGAACAGAAAUUACGAAUAAGACUUAUUUUUUUAAAUGGAACUGUUAAAGAGAUUGAUCCCAAUUUAAAUUUAGAUCCUAUAAAUUAUUGUUUACUCAAUCGUAAUAUAAAUCCUAUUACAAUAUAUCCUUUACAAAAACCAUUCAUUCUAGUAACUUAUGUUAAAACAAAUGAUUCUUCUAAUCUUGCAUUUUACGAAGAGUGCGGGGAAAUCAUCGAUUGGGAUGGAAUCAGUAAAAGUAAUAUGUGUUUUAAUUCUAGUAGCUCUCAUUGGAAGUUUUGGAUUAAUAGUACAAUUCAGUUAAAGGCAAACAAGAAACUUGGAUUUAUUAGAUUUGUUCAAGUUGACGGUCAUGGAAAUUUGACAAAUUUAACAAAUUUAAUACUGUUAGACCCAAGCAUUGGCAUACCGUUAGACCCAAGCAUUGGCAUUACAGGAUCUCCUACACAAUAUUCGCUGAUGUCGAUCGUGUCCACUAUUGAUAGUGGUUAUUUGGUGAUCUUUAGAUAUGUGCAAGAAAGUAAUAAAAAUUCGUUAGUUCCACAUGGCGGGCUUUUCACGAUGUUUAUAUUUUACAACCAACCCGAUUUUUCUAAUGCAGCUAUUAUCUAUACAAUACCACAACCUAAUAUAACAAUUAAGUCAGUUGAUUGUGAUGUAGCUCAUAUAGGAAAUAUUGCUCAAUUUGUUGAAAUAACUAAUCAGACCCAGCAAGGUUUGAGAGCAAAAAUAAUGCCAUUCGAUAAAGCUAUUAUGGGCUCAGUGCGUCUUACUACAGAUGCUUUAACAAAAUUCUUAAACCUUUCUAAACAUAAUCAAUCAGCGUACAUUGAUAGUUUAUUGAAUGAACUCGCCGACAAAGUGCCAAUAAAUCGAAAUAAUGAAAUUAAAAGUGAUGUUUCAGAGUUAUUUUCAGAUUUAAACACUAUGAUAAUUUACAAGAAUAUCACUACCUUCUCUCUCGGUAUAACAAAUGACCUAGACCUAGAUUACGGCUUUCAACCAAGAUGUAAGGAAUGUAUUGAAUGA
Messenger RNA from Dentiscutata heterogama, 1165 nucleotides. NCBI's taxonomy places the organism in Eukaryota, Fungi, Glomeromycota, Glomeromycetes, Diversisporales, Gigasporaceae. The record is from the annotation of a GenBank genome assembly.